GAUCUAACAUUUUAGUAAUCCGACAUUGAAAAGACAAAGCGCAGUGUUUCGUAGGAUACCUAAACAAAAUUUGCAAACGAAAAAAUAAUAAUAUUGGAAAUUAAAUUUCAACAAUGAGUAAAUUCGAAACUUCUGAAGCAUCGGUAAAUCAUACGUUUGAUACUGGGAAUAUUGCAUCUGCAGAUAUGGAAUUUAUAAAAAAAGAACUGAAAUAUUUGCGAAGUGCAAUAGACAAACAAAAUAAUUCAAUUUCAACAAUAACUACUUUGUUGCGACAGUUGAUAAAAGAAGAAGUUGUUUUGAACGACCAUCAUGAAAAACUCAACUUGCCUGUAGAAACUGAAACGGAUUUGGAAGGUCUUGAAAAUGAAGUUGCAGAAAACUUUGGAAAAUAUCAGGAAACAUUCAGAGAUUUGGUUUUUGGACGUGGUGGGCUGGAAAAAAACCUUAAACAUAUAAUAUCUGCAGAAGUUGCUUUACAUUAUAAUUGGGAUGGAACAACUGGCAAAAAGGCAUUCAAAAAUUUCAAGAGCAUUAACGAAGCAUUAUUUAAUGCUGUGAAACCAGAAAUUACGUCAUCUGAAGUUUAUAAAAAAGCUAUUCGACAAGGCUUGAAGAGAAUUAAAAAUCUACAUUUUAAAAGAAUAUCGUUACAAAAAAAGCAGGAUUUGAAAGUGACAAUUAUCGAUAGUCUUUCACUUUAAAUAUGUUUUUAUUUUUGUAAUACAGGGUCCAACAAAAAGAUGGGUCAGGCAAAAAGAUCUAACAUACCUAUUUUAAAAGGAAAUGAAAAAUAAGUAAAAAAUAUUACACAAAAAAAUGUUAUUGAAUUUUUAAAUUAAGUACUAUGUCAUUUCAUUAAAUAAAAUAAUUGAUUAGUUUGAAACAUUACCAUUUUAUCUAUAAAUAGCUUUAAAUAUAAACGUCUAAAAAUACGGGAGUUUUUUUGCCGGUCUCUGUAUGAAACAAUUCCUAAUAGUUUUUAUGAAUAAAGAAUUUUGUUUAAUUAAACAGUA
Eupeodes corollae is the source of this 1016-nucleotide messenger RNA. RefSeq lists its product as uncharacterized. Lineage: Eukaryota; Metazoa; Arthropoda; Insecta; Diptera; Syrphidae. The coding region runs from base 114 to 704 and encodes 196 amino acids. The transcript has 5 exons. The record is from RefSeq and is a predicted model, not a curated record.